Messenger RNA from Beauveria bassiana ARSEF 2860, 2073 nucleotides. Its product is annotated as chromatin remodeling complex subunit. The transcript is spliced from 3 exons. The coding region runs from base 1 to 2073 and encodes 690 amino acids. NCBI's taxonomy places the organism in Eukaryota, Fungi, Ascomycota, Sordariomycetes, Hypocreales, Cordycipitaceae. The record is from RefSeq and is a predicted model, not a curated record.
AUGUCGAGCUCCGGGAAAUGGCGCGAGGAGCAGAUCCUGAUCAUCUGCCCUGGCAGCCAGACGACCCUUGCGCAGCUCGGAUGCAGCGAGCUGACGCUGCCAGCACACCGCAUUCCAACGCGCAUGUUCAAGGAUGGCGAUGAAUGGCGUCCAUACCACACGUACAGCCGCACAAAGGUUGUCAAUGGCGUCAAAGAGGAGGAAUGGGUCGAGGAUGUCGACUCCAGCGAGGGCGCCGUGUAUCCCAUUCGCGCUGGCCAUAUUGUGCACAUGGAUGCCUUUCUUGCCUUCCUCGACCACGUCCAUGGCCUGCUCACUACGACAUACCACAAUACUCCCAUCUUGCUGAUGGCGUCGCCGCAAUGGACACGGCCCGACGCUGAGGCCAUUGCGCGGUACAUCUUCGAGAAGACGAGAACGCCCGCCCUCUGCAUAAUUCAUAGCGGCAUUGCCACCCAAUACGGACUUAAAUGGCCUAACAUGACGGUCGUUGAUAUUGGGUUUCAAAAGGUUGACGUUACUGCCAUUCACGACGGCCGUGUCGUCAACCACAUCGACGUUGGGGCCUCUGUAGCAGAUGACCAGCUCUCUGGAGGUGACGUAUUCACGCAAAGACUCAAGACACUGCUGGCAUCCAAGAACUUCACAUACGACAUGGCUGAGCAAUUGAAGAAGAGUACAAUUUGCGAAGUCUUACCAUAUGUCGCAACGGCAGACAAGCUCUUUGAACUUCCCGUCGCAAGCUCGUCUGGCGCGCCCCCAAGUGCUCCUCAGGCUACUAAGCCUCUCGCCCCCGUUGCUGAUCCCGAGGCUUCCAAGCCCGACGCUGCUGCAAAUGAAGAGGAAGGUGGCGACGACAACAAAGCUGAAGAUGAUGGCAUUUUGGAUGUGGCUGCUAUUGUUACAAGUGGCCAAACAAAAGAGUUUCUUGCGCGCAAAGAAAAGGAAAAGGCCAAACCAGGAAGGAAGCCGAAGGCGCAGCAAGAGGAAGCGCCCGCUAGACCUGCGCGUCUUCCGAACAGCAAGAGAACCCACAACACAUUUUUUUACGAAGAGAUUAUCCAGGAAUUGGUCGUACCUGAGCCUGAGCAGUCUCUGAAGGAGGCGACCAAAGAGAAUGGGGAUGCUGGCGCUGAGCAGAAGCCUGCCGAGGGCACCGCGACAGCAGACCCCGCGGCGCCCGCUGUUACUACAGCAGAGACUGGCGCUGCCCCUGACGUCGCUAUGACAGAUGGUGCAGCACCGAUUGAGGUGAAGGAGGAGCCUAAGCCAGAAGAGCCCCAGGUCGUGGCCACGAAUGGAAAUGCCCCUAAGCCUGGCGAGGACUCGGCGCUCAAGGACUCCAAGAAUGACACGCCCACAUACAGGCCAAAGCGUGUCAAGAAGGAUAUCGAAGUCGGUCUGGAGCGGUUCACAUUUGCUGAUCGCUCAGAGAUUGACCGUAUAGUCACGGCCAUAUACCGUACAGUCCAAGGCAUCGACGACAUGUAUAUGCGCCCGCCUUGUUGGGACAACAUUGUCUUCGUGGGCAAUGGUUCGCGCCUACGCGGACUCAAGGAGAACAUUCUGGCCACCCUCAAUGCCAGACACAUUGUUUCUCCUUCUACGGCGACCAUGUUCACCUCUGAGCUGCCCUCCAAUAUGGCCACCCCCACGGGUACCGGCGCCCAAACUCCCACGAGCUCAUUUGGCGGCGCUCCGCACCAGCUGCAAUCUGGCGGUGUCAACCCGCUGCUCCAAGCUGCCACCACGGCAAGCCUGAACCAGCAGCAAAGUCUGGGCACGCCGCAGGCCGGCUCAGAGGCCGCGGGGCCCGCCAGCCACCACUUCCACAGUCAGACGCCCACGUCAAUCAAGCUCGCCGCCAUGCCCAACUAUCUCAGCGAGUGGACUAAGGCGGGCUUCGAGGAGUCUAUGUUUCUCGGCGCGCAGGUUGCUGCUCGAAUUGCCUUUUGCCUGCACUCCAACAUGGACACGCAGUCUGUCGAGGCGCAACGCAUGAUGAGUCUAAGCCGCGUCGACUAUAACGAACUCGGCCCCAAGGGUAUUCGCACACACUCUAUGCUCGGCUAG